Molecule: messenger RNA, 1083 nt
Organism: Penicillium alfredii
Lineage: Eukaryota; Fungi; Ascomycota; Eurotiomycetes; Eurotiales; Aspergillaceae
Exons: 3
Coding region: 1-1083 (360 amino acids)
Cellular component (GO): cytoplasm
Molecular function (GO): cysteine synthase activity; cystathionine beta-synthase activity
Source: RefSeq, a predicted model, not a curated record
AUGGCUUCCAUCACCAGUCCUGCCAUCCCUCCGGUGGCGCUGGAUACCAUCACCCAGCACAUCGGCAAUACGCCUCUGGUCCGACUGAAUCGGCUGCCUCGCAGCCUGGGAAUCGAUGCCACUGUCUACGCCAAAUUGGAGUAUUUCAAUGCUGGUGGCAGUGUCAAGGAUCGCAUCGCCUUGCGCAUGAUCGAGGAGGCCGAGCGGUCCGGCCGCAUCAAGCCGGGGGACACGCUGAUUGAGCCCACGAGCGGCAACACUGGUAUUGGGCUGGCACUGGUUGGUGCGGUCAAAGGCUACAAGACUAUCAUCACACUUCCCGAGAAAAUGUCGGCAGAGAAGGUGUCUGUCCUGCGUGCUUUAAAUGCGACUAUCAUCCGAACCCCCAACGAAGCCGCCUACGAUUCCCCCGAAUCCCACAUCGGCGUAGCCAAGCGCCUCCAGAAGGAAUUGCCCAAUGCGCACAUCUUGGACCAGUACGGCAACGACAACAACCCAUUGGCCCAUGAGUUCGGUACCGCCGAAGAGAUUUGGGUCCAGACUAAAGGUCAAAUCAAGGCUGUCGUGGCCGGUGCAGGUACCGGCGGCACGAUCACCGGUCUCGCUCGUGGCCUCAAGAAACACAAUCCUAAUGUCAAUGUUAUUGCAGCCGACCCCUUCGGCUCCAUUCUAGCUCAGCCUGCCUCCCUCAACGAGGCGCAUGUCAAUGAGCCCUACAAGGUAGAAGGCAUUGGCUACGACUUCAUUCCCGAGGUGCUCGACCAGAAGGUCGUGAACCAGUGGUACAAGACGGGAGACAAAGAGUCUUUCCAGUACUCACGCCGUUUGAUUGCCGAGGAGGGUCUGCUGGUCGGUGGUAGUAGUGGCAGCGCCAUCGCGGCUCUGGUAAAGGCCAACCAGGAGCACAAAUUCACCAAGGGCGAUGUGGUAGUGGUGAUUCUUCCCGACAGUAUCAGAAGCUAUCUUACCAAGUUUGCCGAUGAUGACUGGCUGGCAGCCAACGAUCUGCUCCCGUCGCUCCCCACCGAGGCCCAGCCGCAGCCGCAGAAACCACAGGAGGAUCCCUUGCUGGCGCAAAGGUGA